AUGGCGGAAGUGGAAGACCGCGAGUUACUCAUUCGGAACCCCUAUUCAAAGGCCCAACAGCCCAUUCAAGACCACAGCCAUUCAAAGACCCAAUUCAAGACCCAACAGCCUAUUCAAAGACCCAACAGCCAUUCAAAAGACCCAACAGCCCAUUCAAAGACCCAACAACAGCCCAUUCAACGACCAACAGCCCAUUCAAAGACCCAACAGCCCAUUCAAAGACCCAACAGCCAGCAUUCAGACCCACAGCCUAUCAAGACCCAAAGCCCAUUCAAAGACCCAACAGCCCAUUCAAGCCCAAUUUCAAAGCCCACAGCCCAUUCAAAGACCCAACAGCCUAUUCAAAAGACCAAACCAACGACCCCCAUUCAAAAGACCCAACAGCCCAUCAACCAAACCCAACAGCCCAUUCAAAAGACCCAAACAAGCCCAUUCAAAGACCCAACAGCCUAUUCAACGACCCAACACCCAUUCAAAGACAACAAUUCAACGACCCAACACCCAUUCAGCCCAAUGCCCAUUCAAAGACCCAACAGCCCCAUUCAAAGACCCAAACAGCCCAUUCAGACCCAGUCAGCCAACAGCCCAUUCAAAGACCCAACAGCCCAUUCAAUAGACCAACAGCCGCCCAACAGCCAUUCAAAGACCCACAGCCUAUUCAAAGACCCAACAGCCCAUUCAAUAAGAACAGCCAUUAAAGACCAACAGCCAUUCAAAGACCCAACAAGCCCAUUCAAAAGACCAACAGCCAUUCAAGAAGAACGCCCAACAACAGCCCAGUUCAUUCAAGAGCCCAAGCACAGCCCAAUUCAAAGACCCAACAGCCUUCAAAGACCCCAACAGCCCAUUCAAAGAACCCAACAGCCGCAUCAAAGACCAACAGCCCNGCCCAUAAAGGCCCAACAGCCAUUCAAAGAACCCAACAGCCCAUUCAGACACAACAGCGCCAUUCAAGCCAUUCAACGACCCAACAGCCAUUCCAAGACCCAACAGCCAUUCAAGACCCAACAUCCCAUUCAACAAAGCACAUUCCAAACACCCAACAUUUCAAGACCCAACAGCCCAUUCAAAGGCCAACAGCAUUCAGACCAGCCCAUUCAAAAGGCCCAACAGCCAUUCAAAGACCCACCAGCCCCAUUCAAAGGACCCAACAGCCCAUUCAACGAUCCAACAGCCCAUUCAACGACCCAACAGCCAUUCACGAGACCAACAGCCAUUCAAGACCAACAGCCCAUUCAACGCCAACAGCCAUUCAAAGACCGCAACAGCCCAUUCAAGGGGAUUCAAAGCCCAACGCCCAUUCAAAGACCCAAGCCAUUCAAAGCCCAACAGCACAUUCAAAGAGACAUGCCAUUUUUCAAAGACCAAACAGCCCAUUCAAAGACCCAACAGCCCAUUCAAAGGCCCAACAGCCAUUCAAAGACCAAACAGCCGCAUUCCAAAGACCCAACAACCCAUUUUCAAAGGCCCAACAGGCCAACAUUCAAAGACCCAACAGCCCAUUCAAAAGGCCCAACAGCUUAUUCAACGACCCAACAGCCCAUUCAACGACCCAACAGCCCAUUCAACGACCCAACAAGCCAUUUCAAAGACCCAACAGCCCAUUCAAAGACCAGCCCAGAACCAACCCAUUCAAGAGACCAACAGCCAUUCAAAGACCCAACAGCCCAUUCAAAGACCCAACAGCCCAUUUCAAAGGCCCAACAGCCCAUUCAUAAGACCCAACAGCCCAUUCAAAGACCAACAGCCCAUUCAAAGACCCACAGCCCAUUCAAAGGCCCAACAGCCAUUCAAACCCAUUCAAAGGCCCAACAGCCCAUUCCACGAAACAGAUUCAAAAGACCCAACAGCCUAUUCAACAGACCAACAGCCCAUUCAAAGACCCAACAGCCCAUUCAAAGACAACAGCCAAUUCAAAGACCCAACAGCCAUUCAAAGACCCAAACAGCCCAUUCAACGACAGCCAUUCACCCAACAGCCCAUUCAAAGACCAACAGCCAUAUCAAAGACCAACAGCCAUUCAACGACCCAACAAUUCAAGCCCAACAGCCCAUUCAAAAGACCCAACAGCCCAUUCAAAGACCCAAGCCAUUCAAAGACCAACAUCCCAUUCAAGACCCAACAGCCCCAUUCAAAGACUCCAACAGCCCAUUCAUAGACCCAACACCCAUUCAAAGACCCAAUUCAAAAGACCCCAACAGCCCAUUCAACGACCCAAACCAUUCAAAAGAUCUCCAACAGCCCAUUCAAAGACCCAACAGCCAUUAUUCAAAGACCGCCAACAGCAGCCUAUUUCAAAGACCCACAGCAGACCCAACAAGCCAUUUCAAAGACCCAACAGACCCAUUCAAAGACACCAACAGCCAUCUAACCGAGCCCCAACAGCCAUUCAACGACAACACCCCAACAGCCUAUGUGCGAAAACCCAACAAGCCCAUAUCAAAGACCCAAAGAGGGCCUUGGCAACAACAGCCCAUUAAAAACGGCCAACAGCCCAUUCAAAAAGAGACCAACAGCCCAUUCAAAGACCAACAGCCCAUUUCAAAGACCCCAACAGCCCAUUCCAAAGACUUUCCAACGACCCAACAGCCCAUUCAAGACCAACAGCCCAUUCAACCUAACAACUAUUCAACGACUUAA
Penaeus vannamei (Pacific white shrimp) is the source of this 2640-nucleotide messenger RNA. NCBI's taxonomy places the organism in Eukaryota, Metazoa, Arthropoda, Malacostraca, Decapoda, Penaeidae. The record is from RefSeq and is a predicted model, not a curated record.